Lingula anatina is the source of this 1597-nucleotide messenger RNA. Its product is annotated as deoxyribodipyrimidine photo-lyase-like. Gene Ontology annotation, molecular function: deoxyribodipyrimidine photo-lyase activity. Lineage: Eukaryota; Metazoa; Brachiopoda; Lingulata; Lingulida; Lingulidae. Gene Ontology annotation, biological process: photoreactive repair. The record is from RefSeq and is a predicted model, not a curated record.
GUGGAUGCCCAUAACAUCGUGCCCUGUUGGGAAGCCUCUGAUAAGAGAGAGUAUGGUGCCAGAACAAUCAGAAAUAAAAUACAGAGUAAACUUCCAGAGUACCUCACAGAGUUUCCUCCUGUCAUACGCCACCCUUAUGCUGCCAAGACCAAGGCUGAGCCAGUUGACUGGUCGGCUGCCGAGGCAUCGCUACAGAUUGACCGGACGGUGACGGAGGUCAAGUGGGCGUCGCCGGGAACCACAGCAGGGCUGAGAACGCUGGAGACAUUCUGCAAGGAGCGCCUGAAGUUCUUCAACGCGGACAGAAACAACCCCAAUAAAAACGUCUGCAGUAAUCUCUCCCCCUGGAUUCACUUUGGCCAGGUGUCUGCCCAGAGAUGUGCCCUGGUAGUUAAACAGUUCAAGUCCAAGUUCAAAGAGGGAGGAGAUGCUUUCCUGGAGGAAUCCAUCAUAAGGAGAGAAUUGUCGGAUAAUUUUUGUUACUAUGUGGAGAACUAUGACUCCAUAGAGUGUGCAUACGACUGGGCCAAGGAGACGUUACAAAAACAUGCCAGUGACAAGCGCGAGUACGUUUACACAUGUAAACAGUUGGAGGAAGGGAAAACACAUGACGAUCUCUGGAAUGCAGCACAGCUACAAAUGGUAAAAGAGGGCAAGAUGCAUGGAUUCCUCAGAAUGUACUGGGCAAAGAAAAUCCUGGAGUGGACCACCAGUCCCGAGGAGGCUUUGAAAAUUAGUAUUUAUCUCAAUGAUAGGUAUGAGCUGGAUGGAAGAGAUCCUAAUGGAUACGUAGGUUGUAUGUGGAGCAUAUGUGGUAUUCAUGACCAGGGAUGGGGAGAGAGACCUGUGUUUGGAAAGAUACGCUUUAUGAAUUAUCAAGGAUGCAAAAGGAAAUUUGAUGUCCCAGCUUUUGUUAGAAAAUAUGGAGGAAAGAAGCACUAAUAUCUGUAGACAUGUUUAUUUUUAAAUAACAGACAUUAGUUGUGACAUAUAAUACAUGGAAAUAUGGUUCAUGGAGUUCCCUGUUGUAAACGGCAGUGAUGCACAAGUGUCAGUAUAUUUUUAUGAAAUGUAGACGAAUGGUUAUCCUUAGCAAGUUAGACUUUCAAGGAUGCACAAUUCCAUAAAUUGAUGAUCAAUCUGUAGUAUGAUGGACUGAAUCUGUAGACUUAUCAGGUUUUGAAGAAAAUAUAUUUAAGAGGGAAGAAUUUCAUGUGACUAUAUAUUUGCUGAGAAGAACAUGGUUAGUUGGAAUCUAACCAGCUGAGUUAAGAGAAGGUUUUAUAUUACCGGUAUUUUUAUAUAUAGUCAGUGCGUGUACAUACCAAACUGAUAAAUCUUUUCAAAGAGCCAAAAUAUACUUUGAAUUUUAGAAAAUAAUUGAUAUUUUCAUAGUCUUCUUAAGUAUGAUGAUUAAAUAGAGAAGGAUAUUUGUAGUCUCGUUAUGCCUUUCUCCUGAUGGAUUUUUAUAAGUAUACCUUUAUUCUUACAGUCAUUAAGUGUAAUCACAUUGACUGAUGUCACAGGGUAUUUUUAUGAUUUACCUUUAUACUUACAGUCAUUAAAGGUACAUACGAACCGAGCAUCAGUUAACACA